This is a messenger RNA of Leguminivora glycinivorella, 3856 nucleotides long. RefSeq names its product cilia- and flagella-associated protein 57 (gene tous). The coding region runs from base 52 to 3573 and encodes 1173 amino acids. Gene Ontology annotation, molecular function: protein binding. The record is from RefSeq and is a predicted model, not a curated record. NCBI's taxonomy places the organism in Eukaryota, Metazoa, Arthropoda, Insecta, Lepidoptera, Tortricidae. The transcript has 21 exons.
CGUCAUUCCAGCGCAUGGUUCACAGCGCGCCGCGCCGCACCUUCAUAAUAAAUGCGAUGGCUUGCGCUUAAUGAGAUAGCUGAAGAAGGACAAAAACCAAUCAUAACUAUUUAUGACUUGACAACAUGCAAACGCCGCAAAAUACUGACGGUUCCAUUCGAAAAUUCGACUGCGCGUGAAUUUGCCUGCGUACAAUUUUCCUUCGACUCAAAGUACCUUGUAGCCAUAACCGGGGAACCUGAUUGGUAUUUGUAUUAUUAUAAUUGGGACAAAGGAAAGGUGGAGAGCCACGCAAAAGCACAGAACCCAAGUGGUCAAGGAACUGUCGAAAGCGUACAAUGCAACCCUGCAGACGCGACGCUGGUGGUAAUCACUGGACCAUACACGUUUCGUAUCAUGAAUGUCGCGGAAACCGUAUGGAGACAAUGGGGAUGGUGCAAAGCCGAAAACAUCAACAUAACGACCUGCAUGUGGCUGACGCCGGACCGCAUCAUGUUCGGCACCGACAACGGCGUCAUCAUGAUGGUCGAAAACGGGGAGCUGCGCCAGAACUGCGUGUUCAACGCGCUAGACGUCAUUGAGAUGUCUUUAAAGAAGGUUGAGGUGGAGGCAGCGGAAGAAGGCGACAAGACCAGUACAACCAGCAAAGACCAGAGUAAAUCAGAAAGCGAACAUUCCAUAGAUACUGACAGAGAGAUUUAUCCAGUCACCAAUUUCGUAAAUUUUCCUAAAGGUUUUGCCUACUGCUGCGGACAAGGAUACGUGCAUAUGUUCGAAAAGGAAUCACCUCAUCACUGGAGAAAGCGAAAUUUGUUCAGGAUUUCAAGGAAAUGCUACAAACAUACUCGAGAUUACCCAGUUUGGUCACACCUCGACGCCAUACAGCAUAUCGCCAUCGAUCCUAAUCAAGAGACUCUGCUUAUAACGACACUAAGGAAACAACUGUAUUAUGUCAAGCUUUUUGGACAGCAUAUGUUGCAGAACCCAGAAAUAGCAUUCAACGAGCUCGGGCCCGCUAUGCACUUCGGACCUAUCAACUCGCUAUCCAUGUGCGCGUGGAAGCCCAUCUUCAUCACGGCUGGCGAACAGGACAAGAGCAUCCGGAUUUGGAACUACUUGACCGACGAUAUUGAAAUGAUUAAGUUGUAUCAAGAGGAGAUUUCGUGCGUGUCUUUACAUCCUACGGGUCUUUUCGCUGUAAUAGGAUUCUCAGACAAACUACGAUUCAUGGUGGUACUGAUUGACGAUUUCGAAGUGAUGAGAGAGUUUCCAAUAAGAAACUGCAAACGCGCCAAGUUUAGUACGAACGGCCAUCUUUUCGCCGCUGUUAACGGUCAAGUCAUACAAGUGUUUUCAUCCGUUUCGUUUAACAAUGUGUAUAAUCUGAAGGGGCAUAAUGGAAUUAUAACGUCUCUUACAUGGUCCGCUAACGACCUGUGGCUGGUUUCCUGUGGAAACGAGGGCGCCGUGUACGAAUGGAGCAUGUCUACAGGCCAGCGAGUCGGCGAAGUCAUCCUGAAGACUAACCAGUUCGCCUCGUGCGCCGUUAACAGCCUCGGAAAAAUAACGUAUGCGGUGGGCAGUGACGGGGAAAUCAAAGAGAUUGGCUCCAAUACCAUCCGAAGGAACCUGCCAUUACUUGGUUGCCCACUUGACACUAUAUUACUGUCUCGCUCUGACUUGAUGCUGUUCAUAACCGGGGGAGAGGGAGGGGUGUCGUCAGUUAACCUGCCACUGUUGGACAAAGCUAUUUAUAAUGAGUUCCAUAUGCACAACAAGAAAGUGACUUGUAUAGCUCUGGCUUAUGACGACCAAACGCUGAUAUCCGUGGCCGAAGACGCCUCGAUUUGUAUAUGGCGGUUGACGAAUGCUGAAGGACGAGCAAUAGCUUUGGAUAAGGAUUUCGCUUACUCUAAGGAGAUAUUGAUCAGUAAGAAAGAUUUGAAGGAGAAAAUCAAUAGCAUCAAUCUACUCAGUACAAGAAUGAGCGAGUUGGAAACCGAACACUCGUACCAACUCCGCCAAGCUGAAGCCACGCAAGCAGAGAAACUGAAAGAGGUCCACGAGGGGUACUGCGCGGCCAUAGAAGAACUCAAGGAAAAGAAUGAGACAAUGGAAAAUGAACAUAGCCACGAAAUCGGCAUGAUUCAGCAAGACAUUGCAAAACUGCGUUCGGGACACGAGAGAACACUGCAAGCGUUGGAGGCGGACUUCAACAUCAGGCUUAUCGGCGAAUACGAUAGAUACCAGAGUCUGGAAGACAAAACAGCUCGGAUGCGUAAAGACUACGAGCAGCGGCUAGAAGACCUCGCCGAGAGCAAACGGCAAGCUCUGCGGGAGAUGAACAACAAGUUCGAAGCCAAACUGGAGGAAAAGGAGAUGCUGUUGCUAGAGUUACAAGAACAAGCUGACUUGGAGAAACGAGAGCAUGAAACUAUCAAAUCGUCUAUCGAAGAAGACGCGGAUCGCGAAAUAAUAGAAAUCAGAACAUCGUACGAAGUGCAGUUGAAGGAAGAAAAAGACGCAAACGUCAGACUGAAGGGAGAGACCGGUCUUAUGAAGAAGAAAAUGAUUGCUGCCCAUAAGGAAAUCGAGGAGUUUAAGGUUCAAGUGGCGCAACUAAAAUUGGAACACAUACAAUUUCAAAAGGUAAUCUCAAACUUGGAGCGCGAUGUGACGGAUUUGAAAAAAGAGAUACAAGAAAGGGACGGCACCAUUCAGGAUAAAGAAAAGCGCAUUUAUGAACUGAAACGUAAGAAGCAGGAAUUGGAAAAAUACAAAUUUGUGUUGAACUUCAAGAUUACAGAGUUGAAAAAUCAGAUCGAGCCGUUAGAUCGCACAAUCAAAGAGAAAAAAGUGCGUAUUCUAGAAUUGGAAGUGUCACUUGAGACCCUGCUUAAGAAAAGAUCGUUCCGUGAACUCAAGAUCUCUCGGCUGAAUGAACAGUUAACGUCGGCAAAGAAGGAUUUCAUGAAUGAAGCCGAAAUGAAUCUGCAACUGAAAAACACCUUGAAGAAGAUCAAAAUUGAUCUUCACAACAUGACGGCCAACUUCCAAGAUCCGAAUAAACUGAAAUUAAACGUAAAGGCUCUAUUCCACAAGUACGUGGAAGACAUAGACUUCGUGCGAAGCCGUGUAGCGGAGAACGAGGCUAUCCGUGAGUUCAACCGGCAAAGAGAACAUCUCGAGAAGCAAGUGGCUGGGUACAGGCAGCAACUUGCCAAGGCGCAGGGCGGUUCCAAGAACGAUAUCAACAGGAUUAUGGAUGAGAAUUGCACCCUUCUCUCCGAGAUCAAUAAUCUACGUACAGAGCUGAAGUCAACGCGAUCACGUUGCUUCCAAAUGGAGUCUAUCUUGGGAUUGUCCGCGCGUUACAUCCCGCCCGCCAUCGCUCGCGCUAAGUUGAAACAUGUCACAGAAGACAGGGAAAAAUUGGAUGAGAAGUUCAAGCAGAAAAUUGAGGAAAGAGAAGAAACUAUAGUCGCCUUGAAGGAGGAAAACGACCGUCUGCUCAGCAAGAUGCGCUGCGUAGAAGAAGCGGGCGAUGGCUCGCCGCGACCCGGCAAGUCCUAAUUACUGCAAAUCGAGCCAAAGAGGCUUACUCAAACUAUUAUAAGGAGGUCAAUAAGGGACUGUUGAUAUUAUAAAGAUGAAAUUUAACCCCUCGCAUGUGCAUGUCAAAUUUGAUAAUUGUUAUUGAUAAAUUCCCAGACACAGAUCUGUGUCUCGGUAUAGGUACUAUAGACCGUCAACCAAAUCUUGUCACUAGAAAAAGGCGGCAAAUUUGAAAAAUCGCGGGCUAGCAACACUAGUUUUGAAAAUCGGUGGAAAUUCGCGUGUCAUUUGUAUCUUAUGU